GGGCUGCCGGAGACGUUCACAGAAGUUAACUAACACUGUCAGCGAGCAGCUUCGGAACACCGCGCCGGCGACCAAAGGGAAUACGCCGCAUUGGGUACACCGGCGCACGGCUGGAUUGGCUCGUGUCCACUCACCCGUCCGCUUUACGGGGGAAAACUACGGACACGACGUGCAGACGCCUUUGCUUUCACCAGCCCGGGUUUGCGAAGAUUCAGAGUCUGGGAUUGUAAGACAUCACCCAAGUUAAAGCUGUGAGGCGGCGGAAUUCAGCACCACGGACAGCGGUCCUCCAUCAGGUAUGUGAAAGCGUCCACAUAAGAAAAAACAUCGGUCACAUAAACCACCUGUGAGAGAGGGAGAGAAUCAUCACCACUGUUGGAGCCGUCCUACUAGAUGUUACUCCCAAACACUGAGACCAAUUGAUUUUGAAUGAACUGCAGAUGGUGACCACACUAAGACUGUUUAAGAACUCAUUUGGAACGCAGGAAAGGGAGAGAAUUAAAAGGCACCUGGGGGCUCAGCAAGAUGAGAUGUCUAUAGCAGGCAACAUUUACAAGAAGAGACGGCGUUAAGAUGGAGAUUCCUGCUAGAGGGCCCCGAGGGUCUUUGUGAUGGAUGAUUUCUGCCUCCCCGCUUCUCAAUCCUGGGUGUGAUUAAUUAACUCCGGCGUGUCAUUAUCCUCCAGCCAGCUGUGCUUCAGUUACCUGUGCUUUGGAGUUUGGACAUGGGUAGGUCCAAUUAUUUCCCUUUUUACCAGUCAUCAAAAUGAGCAGCCACAAACAACAAAAAGUACGUCUUCAGAGAUCUCGCAGAAGGCUGCUCCACCGGAUCUAGAGGACGUCCCCUUUUCGAUUCCCCAUCUCUUUGUGGUGACACUAUGGGUCUGGAAGAAUGUGAAUUCUUAAGUAAUUUUAAGUAACUACAUUUAAACUGACCCUAAACGAAUUGCAAAAUAUUGAAAACAACCUGGACCUGGAUUACAGUCUGUGAGUCAAAGCGAAUCCUGGUUGCUCAAUAUGUCUAAGCUCUUGAAGGGUGUUGUGCUGCUUUAACAAAAUUUUGUUGAAGGUAACUCGCAACCUUAACAUGGCUGAGCAAUCCUAAACAAAUUCUGAUCAUUAACUAUGAUGGACUAUGGAUCAGUAAUGUGCAACCAUCAAUGAAUUUUAUUCAUCGAACACAGCUCAAAGCUGGAUUCAUUUUGUUUGACCCCAACUGAAUUCUGUCCAUUAAAGGUGACUCCAGGCUUGAUUAGCGCUUCAGCAGGGGGUAACAAAUAUGACUAAACACUGGGUUAAUAUUCAGUUGAAUACAAUUCCGACACUGGAUUAAAAUUGUGCAACCCUUAAUGAAUUCAGAUACUUGAAACUAUAAGAGUUGAAAGUGGAUUACUGUUGUGUGAAAGCAUGCAAGAAAAAGAGUGGUGCACCAGGGUCUAUGAAUAAUAGUCAGUUGCCAUAGUUCUAAAGCCAGUUGGGAGAAAUGUUCCUGUUUAAUGGGUUAAUCAAGAAAGUUCAGCGAUAAAGAAUCACCGUGGUCAUCAGCAUCAGCAUUGUGCUUCUUCCUGGGAACGCCACAAAAGGACGAGAGAUGCUCAGUUUGUUCGUGGUUAUCCAUGGUUUUCAAAGUUCCUGCCUUAAAAGGUAAGACCAAUUCCAGCAGAAGCACGAACGACAAAAGAAACCAAAGGGAAACUGUAUUUCCUCAGGGGACAUCACAAUGGUUUUGCCACCUCCAGACAAACGCCAUGUAUGUCUCACUACUAUCGUCAUCAUGACCAGCAUGGCUUUCAUGGAUGCCUACCUUGUGGAGCAAAACCAGGGGCCAAGGAAAAUCGGUGUCUGUAUCAUUGUUCUGGUGGGGGAUAUCUGCUUUUUGAUAGUGUUGCGCUAUGUGGCGGUUUGGGUGGGAGCUGAAGUGAAGACAGCUAAAAGAGGCUAUGCAAUGAUUUUGUGGUUUCUAUAUAUCUUUGUAUUGGAGAUUAAGCUGUACUUCAUUUUUCAAAAUUACAAGACCGACAAGAAAAAUUUAGAGACUGUUGCUCGCAAAGCCUUGACUCUUCUGCUCUCGAUUUGCGUCCCUGGGUUGUACCUCAUCUUAGUUGCUCUCGACAGUAUGGAGUACGUAAGAACUUUUCGAAAGAAAGAGGACUUGAGAGGUCGCCUGUUUUGGGUGGCUUUGGAUCUUCUUGACAUUUUAGACAUCCAAGCCAACUUGUGGGAGCCACACAAAACCGGGCUUCCCAUUUGGGCUGAGGGGCUCAUGUUUUUUUAUUGCUACAUUCUCCUUCUCAUCUUGCCCUGUGUGUCUUUGAGUGAGAUCAGCAUGCAGGGGGAACACAUCUCACCCCAAAAGAUGAUGCUCUAUCCAGUCCUCAGCUUAGUGACCAUUAACAUAGUCACUAUUUUUAUUCGAGCAAUCAAUAUGGUUUUGUUUCAAGACAGCAGGGUCUCCACGAUAUUCAUUGGCAAGAAUAUUGUUGCCAUUGCUAGCAAAGCCUGCACAUUUCUGGAGUAUAAGAGGCAAGUGAAAGAGUUCCCUCAGAACGCAAUCGCACUGGAGCUACAACAGAAUUCGAUUUCCCAUAAUCAGACUCUGCCCAAUACAACAAGUGUGACCCACGAACAGUCACCCACAAGGGAAAUUGUUGACACAUGACGACAGCGUGAAGUCAAAGAGCUUUUGUCUUGGGCAAUUUUACCUGCAAGACUGGAAGCUUGCUCUAUUCUUUGGAUUAUUUACGAGUUGAUCUUUUCAAAGUUUUCUUACACGGUAACAAUCAAAAAAAGUUCCACCUUUGCUCUUAUCUCUCUUGUCCUCUUCUUUUUUUCCCCACUAUUUCCUCAUGUUAUCCAUCACCCUUGCACACAAAAUGAGCUGUGUCCUUUUCAAGAUCUUAAUGAUUCAUCUCAGGAAGUCUGCAAGAGUUGCUUCCGGGAGUGGUUUGGUAUCGAGACGAUUAGGAAGAAUUUCCUUCUCAGCAAAAUUUGAGUGGAAACUUAGAUUAUAAAAUGUGUCUCAUAAAAAGUUUCCUAGAAUUCUGUCUAUUGAUUCAGUUCAAUCUGUUGAACAUAUUUUAUUUCUCAGAAAUUUUACAAAAUGAUGUGGUGAUUUUCUUUUUCUGAAACCUGUAUGCUUGUUUUUCUCUAAAAGAAUUUGAUUUCUUUUUCCCAACUGUUGCGAAAGUUUAAGAAAAAAAGGAUGAAUUACCUAAGUAGUGCUCUAAUUGCUUAAUGCUGGUGGAUGUGGGAAAUAUAUCUUAAGGUACAUCUUCCAAGAAGUUUUAUGACCCGGAGUGGUUAAUUUAAUGUAGCCGUUUCGCGGAUCUCAGCACAAUCUUACUGCAGAAGAAAAUUAACAAGUCAGAUACUGAUAAGAAAAGCUUGGCCUUAUUUUAUAACAUGAGGCAAAGCCUGCAGAUUGCACUGACGUGGCAUUGUGGCACAGUUGUUGGCAUCGCUACAUCAGAGCUCCUGGCUCUGGGUUCAAAUCUUGGUCCUGCCUAAGUCUCAUAGAGUUUGCAUGUUCUACUUUUCUCUGGGCACUCCCACAUCCUGGAAACCCCGAAUCAUAAUAUGAUUGGCAUCUCUGAAUUGGCUCAGUAUGGUGGUAUGCUGGAAUGUACCCUUCAGAGGGUUGGCAUUUCAUCUUUGAUUGGGCCUGCUAGUUUUAGGUUGUAGCUCUCUACCAUCUAAAGCAGGUUUGAAAAAUAAACAAACAAAUUAAUUUAAAAACGCUCCUUUCCCAAAAUGGCAGUUGUGUCAUUUAGCAACUUUUCAGAAUUCUCAUGAGUUGGGAAAUUCACUUCUGAUGUCUUUCUUUCAGCCCAAAGUCUUGUUUUUGUUAAUUGUGAAUUUCUGCAUUCAGUUGUGAAAUCAGUGCAUAAUUUGGUAUGUUAGGUUACGUUUGAACACCCUCAUUAAAAAAGACAAUUGAUUAUCAUGAUGAUGAUGAUGAUUAUGGUGAAAAUGAUUAUUACAACCAUUACAUUGCCAGGUCGAUUUUAUGAUGAUUUGUCUGUUUUAAUAAAAUUAUAUUGGA
Erpetoichthys calabaricus (reedfish) is the source of this 4041-nucleotide messenger RNA. RefSeq names its product transmembrane protein 121Aa (gene tmem121aa). The record is from RefSeq and is a predicted model, not a curated record. The coding region runs from base 1720 to 2658 and encodes 312 amino acids. NCBI's taxonomy places the organism in Eukaryota, Metazoa, Chordata, Cladistia, Polypteriformes, Polypteridae. The transcript has 3 exons.